GCCCUGGCCGCCCCUUUGAGUGGCAAGUUGUUUGUUUCAUUGGAGAGCUGCCUUCUUCUCUUUUUUUUGCUGCCCAACUCUCCUCUUUCUUUCUUUCUUUCCCUCUCUCUCUCUCUCUCUACUUUGCCAUUCCCUCUCCCAAGGAGAAUGCAAGUUCUUUCCCUUCCUUCAUGACCCUCCUCCUCCUGUUCUUUAGGGGAAGCAGGAGGGGAAAAGGCUGACCCAAAGAGUCCAGAGAGAGAGAGAGAGAGAGAGAGAGAGAGAGAGGGCAGUUUCCUCCCUUCCUCCUUGACUUGUUUUUCCCAAAGGCGAAAGGCACCAAAAAAAGGCCAUUGGAGCCCAUGAACCACAAAUGAGAAAAAGGAGGAAAGAUGGAGCUGCACAUUUUGGAGCACCGGCUCAAAGUGGCCAGCGUGAGCAAGGAAGGCCUCCCCUUCUUCACCUAUGGGCUCAUCAAGCUGGCCUUCCUGCCCUCCAGGACCAGAUGCAAAUUCUUCAGUCUGACCGAGACACCCGAGGACUAUACAAUCAUAGUGGAUGAAGAAGGGUUUCUUGAGCUCCCGGCAUCCGAGCAUUUGAGCGUGGCGGACGCAACGUGGUUGGCGCUCAACGUGAUUUCCGGCGGAGGUGGCUUCUCCAGCUCCCAGCCCAUUGGAGUGACCAAGAUUGCCAAGUCAGUGAUUGCACCUCUGGCGGAUCAAAACAUCUCUGUGUUCAUGCUCUCCACCUAUCAGACAGACUUCAUCUUGGUACGUGAACGGGACCUGCCUUUUGUGAUGCACACGCUGGCUUCGGAGUUCACCAUCUUCCGGGUUGUGAAUGGGGAGACAGUAGCGGCUGACAACCUUGGAAUAUCCAAUGGAUUUAUGAAGCCCAAACUGGUUCAGAGGCCCGUCAUCCACCCACUUUCCAGUCCAAGUAACAUGUUCUGCGUCACCAGCCUGGACCCGGACACCCUUCCUUCCGUGGCUACACUCCUGAUGGAUGUCAUGUUUUACUCCAAUGGAGUAAAAGAUCCCGGGGCAGACAGCGAAGACUCCGGUCACAUCCGCUUCUUCUCCUUUUCUCUCAUUGAGGGUUACAUUUCUUUGGUGAUGGAUGUCCAGACACAGAAAAGAUUUCCUAAUAAUCUGUUGUUUACAAGUGCAUCUGGAGAGCUCUGGAAGAUGGUCCGCAUCGGAGGGCAGCCCCUUGGCUUUGACGAAUGUGGAAUCGUGGCCCAAAUUUCGGAACCUUUGGCGGCGGCUGACAUCCCGGCUUAUUACAUUAGUACUUUUAAGUUCGACCAUGCGCUGGUCCCAGAAGAAAAUAUCAACGGUGUUAUCAAUGCGCUCCAACUUAGUCAGGCUGAAAAGGAUUAGAAGCCAUUUCCGAGUGGGGCCCGGGUGCAUUUUUCCACAAGAAAAGAAAAAUAUUCUCAGUAUUUGCAGGAUGGGGGAUGGGGAUGAUUUUUGUAUUAUGAUUAUUAAUUACUCCAAAGAAAGCCUGGGAGGAAGGCGGCUGUAUCGCGAAGAAAACGAGAAACAAAAGACUGCUGGCUAGACAAACAAGUCCUGUAGCUUUUUAAACCUUUGUUUCGUGUGGAACGAGACGGCACUUUCCCACCAGCUGCUGCAACGGUUCUCAACCUGCUGCCUUCUUGGUCUUUUUCUUUUUUGCCAUGAACUCAAAAAUGUUCCGUUGCUUUGAUAGAUGUUUAGGCAUCUUCUGGAAUCAGGUGGAUGACAGAAACACUAAUAGUAACUAACAGGACUUUAGGUAUUAGGUCAGCAACUCAAGCUCGCAGAGAAAUUGCACAGUAAGGAAUUAUCCAUAGCUGCUUUCAAGAAGGUAAGAGAGAACCCUUAGAGAGGGAAGUGCAAGAGAGCUGUGAUGUGACUACUUUCAGGUGUUUUUUAAAUAAUACAGUAGAGUCUCACUUAUCCGACAUAAAUGGGCCGGCAGAACAUCAAAUAAACAAAAAUGUUGGAUGAUA
Molecule: messenger RNA, 1975 nt
Organism: Anolis sagrei ordinatus
Lineage: Eukaryota; Metazoa; Chordata; Lepidosauria; Squamata; Anolidae
Gene: CASTOR2
Product: cytosolic arginine sensor for mTORC1 subunit 2
Biological process (GO): negative regulation of TORC1 signaling
Source: RefSeq, a predicted model, not a curated record